Diceros bicornis minor is the source of this 9672-nucleotide messenger RNA. RefSeq names its product zinc finger protein 212 (gene ZNF212). Gene Ontology annotation, biological process: negative regulation of transcription by RNA polymerase II. NCBI's taxonomy places the organism in Eukaryota, Metazoa, Chordata, Mammalia, Perissodactyla, Rhinocerotidae. The record is from RefSeq and is a predicted model, not a curated record. The transcript has 5 exons. Gene Ontology annotation, molecular function: DNA-binding transcription repressor activity, RNA polymerase II-specific. The coding region runs from base 6592 to 8256 and encodes 554 amino acids.
CCCCCCCCCCCCCCCCCGCCCCCAGCCUGUCCCCCCCCCCUUCCAGUCCCUCAAUCUGGUGCAGCAGCAUCUUUGCACUGCACAGUAGUGACCUGGCCCUCCAGAGGCAGCUGGUGCUCUGGGUCAGACCUCAGCCUGAUGAUUUUUUCCAGUUUCCCCAGGGCAGAGGGGUGAGGGAGAGGCUCGUGCUGCAGGAGCAGCCACCGAGGAAGUGAGCCUCUUCCCAGGAGGGCCAGGCAAGUGGGUGCUAGAGUCUGAGAGCCCUCAGUCUCUCUCCUGCCUUGAGCCUCCCAACCGGUGCUAUCUGUUAACUGACCGUGCUCACGGACAUGGACACAGAGCCCGCCGUGCUCCAGACCCUGCAGGCGCCUCAGGAGGCGCCCAGAGGACUCCCUUUUGUGUUGGUGCAUCUGCUCCGUGGUCCUGAGGGGCCAUAGUCUCCAUUUCUGCAUCUUGCAUGGCCUGGCACUGGGGUGGGGUGGCAUGCCCCAGGACCCUUGUUUGUGUCAAAAUGACUUUUCCUGCUCCUCCCAUCAACCCUGCUUCUCUCCCAGCCAGGGAGCACAGUGGGCAGCCAGCACCCGGCACCAAGUUUGUGAGCGCUCUGCUUCUGCCCUUCCCCUCCUCUGCACCGCUCUGCUUUCCUCAGACCCCUUUUUGCCAUGCAAAGGGAAUUCUUGAAAUGAAAUAAAAGGUGUCCAGAUUGCAGACUGCAUGUUCACAAGGCCAGAGGGUUUUCCAGCGUGGCUUCAUAUGGGAACUGGAAUCCAACUAACUGGAAUUUCUUUUUUUCUUCAUUCUGCUUUUUGAAGGAGGCAAAUCUUAAGAAAUUGAAUUGAGAUGAGAAAUUAAACACAGACGAGUUCAAUGGAGUUUUGUUAGAGCAGAAGGGGACGCUCUAGUCCAGUGUUUUGGUUGGGAGGGGGCAGUAUUCUGCUUUUCAAAAGCACAUGCAGAAAAUCGAUAGUUUCAUAAUCUAAAUCAUGGAAAAUAAGACCCACAAAAUUUUUUUGGCUGUUGAGAGUACGAAGAAGGGAGAAAUCACUAUUGAGACUUGAGUUUGAAAUAUUUGAGCACACAGCUUGAGUCCAUCCCUUUGUUUUACCCUCAAGGAGCUGAUUCCCAAAGAGCUUUAGUGACUGAGAGAGUGGGAGAGCCGAGACCAGUGUCUGGUUUCCUGCGUCCUCCUGUGGUGGAGACACCACAUGAGGUGCCCAUCAGCUGCAUCACGAGCCUCAGCACAGCCCUAGGAGGGUCCUAGAGUGAGCUGCACCCCUGGAGCUGGUCAGAGGUGGUGACACUCAGUGCGGACCUCUCCCAGGCAGCAAGGAUCCUCAGUGUGGACCCUGCAGUCCACUUACUGGAGCAGGACAGGGGUCUUUUGGGGUAGAUUUUUAUUUUCCUUCUGAUAAUGUGUUAAUUAAAAUUAUUUUAAUUAAAAAUGCAUGCAGUAAAAAUUCAAAUGGUAAAAAAAAGACAACGAAGAGUAAAACUCUUUCCUACCUGACUCCCUGUUGAGAAGCAUCUGCUGUUAAGAGCUUCUUAUAUGUUUUUCCAGAACUGGGGAAGUGAGGGCCUGAAGGAUGAGUUGCUUGGGGCAGGGGAAAGGAAGGGAGGAAGCAGUGUGGGCUGAGGAUGCGAUGUGGCAGGGAGGCGGGAGUUGGGAUUCUAAGGCAGGAGACUGGCCUGGCCAGAGCCAGAGGUGUGAAGAAGUUGUAGGUGAGGUAGUUGCAAGGUGAGUCACGGCCAGGCCAUGGAGGGCCUUGAAUGCCAAAUCUGUUCCAUAGACAGGCUGCCAAUUAACUUGGGAUCCGCUGUGCCACAGGCCCCCCAGAGAGCCCCCUUAGAACUCCGUAGAAGCAGAGUGCAUAGCUCUAAAAUAAGGUCAGAGAGGAUGAAAACUGAAGUCUUGAGAAGGCAAGUUGAAGCUAGACACCACUGAAAAUGAAAAGCCACGGGUAAAGUUAUCUUACGAUCAAGGAUUUGGGUACCAUAACUGGCUCUGAGACCCAGUUCCUGGACUGUGGGUGUUGCCAGAGAGUAAGGGGGAAAAGGAAACUUCACACCAUGCCCAAGAUGAAGCAGCCUGUGCCAACUUGUACAGUAUUGGUCCAUCUGAUUGUUAUUGUUAGAAGAGCACGUAACAGAGCAUCCUGUCAGGCCAGGGCCCUCACGGGGACAGUUUGGGGAAGGCCAUGGCUGUUGUUCCAUCUGCCACUAACUCCUUAGGGAGCCAGUGAGGAAGGAUAUUUCUAAAGCAGUCAUUUUCAGGAAGUGGGGUCCUGGGUGUGUGUCAGAAUCUUACCCCACUGUGCGAGGUUCCCGUAGGUCCCCUUCCAUAAAAAUCUUCUAAUGUGGUGCUGGCACUGUGUCCUAAAGGUUGAGACCCUCUGUUCAAACCUCUUGAGACGUAUUUUAAACCCAUAUCAUCCGUCAGCAUAAUCAUCUCUGUAGGUUCACUAUCUUGUGUUCUAAAAGAAGACUGCCUUUGGUUUGUCUUCCAUUCAAGAUUCAAGGGAGAUCCUAUAUCCAGGCUUAGAAGUGUAAGCCAAUGUUUGUGACCUGGCUGUUCCCAUGCCUUCCAUCCCUAUGGGGUCAAUAUCCUUUAACCAUAAAGUGGCUUGAGUCCUCAUCCUACAUGUAGUGUCAAAGCCAGUAGCCUGUGCCCCACAUCUCAAGGAUUUGGGGGCGAGGAGAGGUUUGUUUUCUUUGGUAACUCAUGCUUUCUGGAUUCUCAGGUUCACGUGUAUCUGCCUUCACACUGCUGGUCUCUCUCCUCGGCGUUAAGCCGGACAGUGGGGCUCUGUACCUUUCCUUUGUUUGCCUUCCCCAGAUAAGAUGCUUAUGUGUAGUAGACUUAUCCUUCAGAGGUUGCAGAGAGGGUCUCAUCUCAGCCUAGCGCAGGAAACGAUCCAAAAUUAGACCUAAAAUAUUCCCCGUCUCUGUUCUUAAAAGAUCUUGAACCAUUCUCACCAUCAGGAAUUUCUUGGAAUUCGCCUCUCCCCUUCUCAAUCUUGUAUUUUCCCUGCCUCUCCAAAGAGUAGCUCCUCUCUCCCUUUCUGAAGUCCCUCACUCCCUCUCUCCCAGGAUGCCCAGGGAAAUCCCCAAACCCUAAUUUACUUUGGAGAGCAAUUUAGUUCUAUCUUUGCUCACCUUCUGCCUUUAAAGUCUUGCCCUGGGCCCUAUUUUUCCAUAAUUAAAAUGGCCAGUAAAACUCUUGCUAAACAAAACACCGUUCUCUCCCUAAGAGGAAUUCUGUACCAGUUUUUAAUCAAACAAUUAAUGAAGUUUUGAAUAGAUUUUUACAUUAAUACAUUCAAAAUUCAAAAUGUAUAAAAAGAUGUGCCAUAAAAAAUCUUGUCACCCACUCAUCCACUUACCCUACCUGAAGCUGACAGCCCAACCAAGAAAAGGGAAGUUUCUGGAAGGAACUUAGAAUCAUUCACAGACUCAAAGGAACUGUUGAAUAACCAAUCCUGGACAGAGAUAAAAGUUGUCUCUCAUCUCUGCUCCUUUCCAUGUGUUGGGACCAUUCUUUCAAAUCAAGUUACUCCGAAAGAAAAAGGGAGACAGGACUGCUCCUGACUUGUAUUUAUUUGUAGCUUCCCCAGAGAGGAAAUUAACUUGUUCCCUCAGCUCCAGUUGGAAAGAUCCCAGAGAAAAGCUCUGAUUGGUCCAGCUUAGGUCAUAUGUCCACCCCUGGCUCAAUUACUGUGAACAGGAGGCUAGGGUGCUAUGAUUGGGCUGGCUGGAGUCAGAUGCCCGCCCUUCAGUCACUGUGACAGGACUGGAAUUGUCACAGAACGAUGGCAGCACCCAUUCAAAUUACGUGGCCAGAGCCCAGGGAGGAGCCGUCCCCAAAGGAAAGGAGGUGCAUUUAUGCCCAGAGGAAGGGAGAAGUGCAAGGCUGACAAAGUUAACCGAUGUCCACUACGCACAUAUAUACAGCAGGGGGGCAGCUAGAUCCAAGGCGUAUUUAUUCCAGGAUUCUCACUGACCUGGAAGCCUAGUGGGGGCAUGCUCCCCGGGGGUUAUUUAUGCGAGAGAAGGAGCACAAAAGACAUGCUCCCUGCCAUCUAGAGACUUGCAGGCUAGCAAGGGGAACAGAAUAAAAAGAAUCUCAACUGAGUGGAAUAGAGCUGUGGUCUAUAAACUUUCUUGAGUGAAAAAACAUUUGGGCAUACAUAUGUGUACAUAUAUAUGUUAAAAUGUAUGCUGUAAAUCAUACACAUGAUAGAAAAUUUAAAGGAGAAGAUAGGUAUUUUUAAAGCAUUAUUUUUAACUUUAUAUUACUUGUGAUUCAAAGAAUACUUUCUUCUGUCACGAAAAAUGAGGGUGUGGGUGAAUGUCUAAGGUCACUUUCAGCUCUGCGUGUUACAUUCAUGUUCUACGGCUAUAGAGAUGACAGGAUACAGGGACUAAGUAUAUUUUCUUGAUUCCUCUAAUCUCUACUACCACCAGUGAGAAUAUUUAUAAACCUCAUUUAAAACUUUAUUUAAAGGCAUGUGUCAAGAUCUGAGUGUCAUUGGGAAAGGACAACUGGGUGGCUUCUAGGAGACACAACAAGGUGACAUUUAUCUUGGUGAAUUCAUUGCAGUGCAAGGCUUGGACCUUGCCAAAGCAAAAACAAACCAGAAACGAGAAACUGCCUGUUCCUGAGUGCUUGCUAUAUGCCCGGCGUUCAGCUACAUAAGCACUUUACUUACAUGUUAUUUCUUUAAAUUCCAUCAACCACCUUAGGGUGUGGUGUUCAUGUUCUCCGUGGGAAGACACUGAGGCAGAGUGAGCACAAGCCACCUCACUUAGUAAGUGAAGGAGCCGGGACGCAAAGAAGAAUAGCGAUGGGAGUGCUUCUUGAGCUCUUAACCUGUGAUGGACACUGUUCUAAGCACUUGACUUGAAGUAACUCAUUUAACCCGCACAGCAACUCUAUGAGAUAAGUGCUACUACUAUUUCCCACUAAUAAUGAGGAAACGGAGGUGUUGAGAAGUUAAUGACUUGCCCAAGGUCCACAUCCUGUAAGUGGCAGCACUGGGCUAGGGCCCCAGAUGGUCUCACUCCUCAGCCCCACUUUCUGAAUCACUGUGCUACACCAUCUCCACAACCCCGUGAGGCUGCAGACCAGUGCCUGGUGCUGCCUCCCUUGCGGGUUGGAAGUUGGAUCUAAAUAUUUUUCCAGAGUUCCAGGCUCAGAGUCAGGGAUGCUCAGUCAUGCUGACUCUCAGGAGAUUCAUGGAUAAGCCAGAGAAUCAGUUUAAUAAUGUCCAUGAGUCGACCGGACAUUUGCAUCAGCCUGACUCGCAUGUUGUCUCCCAGUAGCCACACAGGAACCUGCAUCAUCAGAAGGUUGCUUGGUGAGCAUAGAAACAGAAUAGAGGGCGUGAGUUCUAUAGCUGAACUGCUUAAUGACCUCAGUAUCCUGUGGUCUGGUAUGUCUGUCUCCACAACCGUGAUACAUUUUUUUUCUGUAUCUGACAGUAAGUUUUUGUUGGCCUGAGACAGUAGGUCAGACCCUGGACAGUAUCUCCGUGGCUGACUAGUUCCCUCAGCUGGGCCCAUUCUUUCUUUAGAUGAAUUAGUGAUUCAAUCAAUCCCCUGUCGAUCUGGUUGCCCUGGACAUCAUAUCUUCUCUUGGAGUUGACGUUUCCUAUCCUUACUCCCUGAUUCACCAUUCAAUCAUUCAAAAAUACUUAUGAGCACUUCUCUGUGCAAGAAAUGGAGGAUACAGUGGAGGGACAUUUUAGUGAAAGAGACGUAAUUAACAUGUAAACUAAUGAAAAAUAGGAUUGUUUCAGAUAGUGAUAAAUGCUAUGAGAAAUUUCAAGGAGGGCAACUAGAUUGAGCGUUGGGCUGAAGGAGGUGUUGGGCUAUAGACAACGUGGACAGGGAAUGUCUCUCUGAGGAGGUAAAGUCUGAACUGAGCCCUGCAUGCUAAGAAGGAACCAGUCAUGUGAACUUUCUGUUGAUCUUACGAGUUUAGUUCUCAGGGGCAGCGCUUCUUGCCUAUCAUUCGAAGUGGAAGUCCAUUGCCUGUCUAUAGACAAUGUGGCACAAAGUAGGCAUGUAUGGCUGCAGGAGUGCUGUGUAUUGUGUGAUGAAAUAGUAAUGCAGCCAUGCCUUCCAAAUCAAACUUUGAACGCUCUAACAAGUAGCAUGCUGGCUGGAUUAAAUAUUUGAAAUCAGGGCUAUCUUGGAUUUUCCAAGGAAUGUGAUUACCAUAAUUAAUAGGCUCCAGUGGGUUGGCCUGGGCACCUGAUCCCACACUUUGAUAUGGGAAGUAUGUCUCUAGUUUCUAAAAAGUGAAGUAACAGGUGAAAUUUUGGAAUAAAACCACUUGCCAUCUGGGACCAUACCUCUUUUCCUCAACUAGGUUACAUGUUCUUCCCUCAGCGAAGUCUGAGUUUUAUACAUUCUUGAAUCCCUCAAAGCACCUAGUAGAGUGUUGGGCAUGUAGAAGACACACAAAGGCCGGUGGGCUUGCCUCAAAUUCUGAACCUGCGCUGGACUUGGAGGGUCUCCCGCACUCAGGCCCGUGGCGCCUCGUGCUGUUCACCCUCCUGCCGCACGGGGGCGCAGUGGGAAUCCCGCUCGAUGAGGACGAGGGGCUGGAGCCCGUCUUGGCCCCGGAGGGUCGCACUCCCACAAUGCACCGUGUAUCAAUACGGCGCCGCGGGCGGCUUCCAGGAGGGGUCGGGGGUGCGUAGCGGACCGCGCGCAGCCCGAGGGGUAUCAGGCGGGGCCUGGGUGUUGAGGGGCGGCUGGCAGCCAUGGCGGAGUCGGCGCCUGCUCGGGAGGAAGCACCACUCCACACCUUUGACUUCUUCCACACUGUCCCCACAAGCAACAGAGAAAAGCUCCUGUUUGCAGACCACGGAGAUCUCACUCUGGACAGUGGUGGCUGCUAUUCAGGCCGUGGAGACGAAGAUGGAGUCCCAGGCUGCCCAGCUCCAGAGCCUGGAGGGACGGACGGGGACAGCAGAGAAGAAGCUGUCUGACUGCGAGAAAAUGGCCGUGGAGUUCGGGAACCAGCUGGAGGGCAAGUGGGCCAUCCUGGGGACCCUGCUGCAGGAGUACGGGCUGCUGCAGAGGCGGCUGGAGAACAUGGAGAACCUGCUGAGAAACAGGAACUUCUGGGUCCUGCGGCUGCCCCCGGGCAGCAAGGGGGAGGCCCCCAAGGCAUCCAGGUCACUUGAAAAUGAUGGAGUCUCUUUUUCAGAGCAGGAGUGGGAGAAUCUGGAGGACUGGCAGAAGGAGCUUUACAGGAAUGUGAUGAAGAGCAACUAUGAGACUCUGGUCUCUCUGAAGGUCCUUGGCCAGCCAGAAGGAGAUGCAGAGUUGGGGACAGAGAUGCUGGGUAACUUGGAGGAGGAAGGCCCAGGUGGUGUCCACCCAGCAGAAGGGGUUAUGAUCAAGCAGGAGAUACAGUACACACAGGAAGGCUCUGCGGAUCUUCCUGGAGAGUUCUCGGGCAUUGCUGAAGAGCAGGCUUUCCUGAGCCCAGAGCAGACUGAGCUCUGGGAUGGUCAGGGCAGUUAUGUCCUCUUGGAAUCAGGUCUCAGGAACACUAAUUUAGAGGAGCCCACUGGGGACAGUAGAGACCCUAGCAGUGGCACAACUCUGGGCUGCCCCCCAAAGCAGAAAUCUAAUGGGCAGGUGCAGCUGGGUCAGGAAUGUGGGCAGGGCCUGAAGCUGAAAAGGGACACUUCUGGCCCCUAUGAAUGUUCUGAGUGCGAGAUUGGCUUCCGCUGUAAGCAGCACCUAGCAACACAUCUGCGGACGCACUCGGAGUGGGAGUCUUAUGCAGCCUCAGAGCCAGAGGAGAGCCUUAGGCCCAGGCCACAGCUUAAGCCACAGUCCAGGAAGGCAAAGCUGCAUCAGUGUGCCGUGUGCAUGAGGAGCUUCAGUUGCAGGGUGAGCCUGGUGACCCACCAGCGCUGCCACUUGCAGGAGGCACCCAGUGCUGGCCAUCGUGUCCAGGAGAGAUUCUCGCCCAACAGCCUGGUUGCCCUGCCUGGCCACAUCCCUUGGAGGAAAAGCCGGAGUUCCCUCAUCUGUGGUUACUGUGGCAAGAGCUUCAGCCACCCGUCUGAUCUGGUGCGGCACCAGCGCAUCCACACAGGCGAGAGGCCCUACAGCUGCACCGAGUGCGAGAAGAGCUUUGUCCAGAAGCAGCACCUCCUGCAGCACCAGAAGAUCCACCAGCGGGAGCGGGGCGGGCUGGCCCCGGAGCCUGGAAGGCCCAAUGGCCUGCUUUAAGGGUGCCAGCCCCUCGCCCGUCGGGGGGGCGGAGGGGCCUGGCAUUGGUCCCCCCAGAGAGACACUGUGCAGAGUCAGGGACUGACUUCUUCCUGAGAGGGGUCACUUUGAUUUGCCUUCCCUUGACCGAGCACCGGGACAACCCCAAAAGCUGUCUUGAAAACCGUGUGGAAGAGGAGUCUGGGGCCAAGCGUCUCCCUGCCGUCUUGACCCUGCUGCUGAGUUUGCUGUCUCUUUGGCACCUUCACGUCUCUGGUUUUCCCAUCCAUGCUGGUACUCAUGGGCUGGGGUUGGCUCUCUGACCCCACAGGGACUGGUGGCUGGUUCCAGGGCCUGAGCCAGCAUUUAGGUCUUCCCAUGGGGUUGAGUUGGGCCAAAGGAAUGAGCAGGUGUGUGGAAGAGUUCUGGGAAGCAUAACCCUCUGUUUCUCUUCUUUUGUACUCUCUUUGUUAAUAACAAGUAGAAGAAAUAAUUUAAAUGAAUUGCUUAUCCUGCUCUGAAGAAUCUUUUUUGGAAUUAGAUUUUUAACUGACUUUAAAAAAUACAGUCCGACACUUGUUUUUUAAAUUUCCAGAGUUGUAGAAGUUGUUCCUAACAUGGGGACUGGGCCUACCCUCUAGGAGGGAAUCAUUUAUGGGGCUCUUUUAGCCCACCCACACUUAGUUAGGCCAGAGAUCAGGGGCAUAGUGCUGGGUUCCUUCUUGUGGGGUCCUUGGCCUGCUCAGAUGGAGCUAACUGAAUCAGAAGGACCGAGAGGAAGAGAAGAGUAGGAUAGACCCCAAAGGCUUUGCUGAGUAUGGGGGGUCCUGUAAAGAAGCUAAGAGGAUGGUGCUGCUUCUGGGAGUUCAGGUUUCUCACCACCGCCCUCUCUUCCUCUUGCAUCCCUGUCAUGGCUGUGGUUCUGCAGCCUCCAGGGUAGAAGACGACUUUGUUACUUAAGGUUGUUCAGCUUAUGCCAGUGGUUGUUUGAGUUUGUUCCUAUUGCACCAGUUGUUUCUCGAGGUUGUUCAGAUUACACACUUGCCAAAUUAGUUCUGGGACUGACUAUUCCGGAGAUGAUGGAGAAAAAGCACACAGACGCUUGUCUCUCAGUGUUGAAUACCUACCCCACUCUUGUUUGGGAAGAUGGAAGUGGGCUUCUGAGUCCUAUGUGAGUGUCCCCUUUGCUGAUUUGCAGUUGCCUGGAAUAAAACUUGCUACUAGCCAAAAAAAAAAGUGCUCCUGUCGGUUUUUCUCCAUUUUGUGACGAAUACCCUGCUGGGGCCAACAUGGAGAAGGUGCCUGGUCUGGAGCAGUGACAGAGGCCUGAUGGCACAGCCUGACCUGCACUCUUACUUAAGCCUAGGACAGAUGAUGAGAGGGCAUGUGUGGGAUUAUUCAUGGGACCCAAUUUGCGGUGGUCAAGGGCUGCAGACA